This is a messenger RNA of Salvia hispanica, 1221 nucleotides long. NCBI's taxonomy places the organism in Eukaryota, Viridiplantae, Streptophyta, Magnoliopsida, Lamiales, Lamiaceae. The record is from RefSeq and is a predicted model, not a curated record.
AUGUGGAAACACUAUACAUCAUGCGUGAAGAGGUUUGAAGCAAACAAGUCUCAGACUGUGAUUAACCCGGAUGAGUCGGGAUCCUUGGUAAGCUGGAAAUUCAACCAAGACCGUGUAAGGGAAGCAUUGGUUAAGAUGCUUAUACUUGAUGAGCUGCCUUUAAGAUGUGUUGAGCGAGAAGGGUUUAUUCUAUUUAUGAAAGAAGCUCAACCAUUGUUCAAGAUCCCGAGCAGACAUGCAAUUAGGGAGGAUAUUGUGAAGAUGUACUUGACACAAAAGACAUAUUUGAGGAAUUUCUUUGGGUUGAAAGGCUUGGGAAGGAUCUAUAGUCAUAAGGGUGACGAUCUUGCCUCUGCAAUCACCACUAUUGUUGACGAUUGGGGGUUGAAUAGACUAUUUCGUUGCACCUUAGACAAUGCUGUCACCAAUGAUCAUGCAAUUAAAGGGAUAAUGACAAGGUUUGUAGAGAGGAACAUGCUUCUUGCCGGUGGCCAGUAUUUCCACCUCCGAUGUGUAGGACACAUACUCAAUCUUGUUGUUGACGAGGGAUUAGCGGAGAUAGGUGUGUCGGUUAGACGAGUUAGGGAAGUCGUCAAGUGGAUAAAGGCUUCGCCAGCUAGAUCAGAUAAAUUCAAGGAAACUGCAAAGUUAUAUAAGGUUGAAACUUCAAAGUUUUUGUGUUUGGAUGUGCCCACUAGGUGGAACUCGACAUACCUUAUGCUAGAGUCAGCAUUGUCGUAUGCGCCGGUUAUGGCUAUCUUUGAGAGAGUGAACCCAGCCUUUGUACGAGAUUUGAAGCAGAAGACAUACAAUAAGAUACCCAUUGGUGUGCCGGAGGAGCUCGAUUGGCAUGAAGUAAGGAGGAUGUGUGGUUAUCUAAAAAAGUUCCACAAGUUGACAGAAGAGGUCUCUGCCACCACAUAUCCUACAUCUCAUACAUUUUUCAAGGAAAUGUGUGGUAUCUUCACUGUUAUCAGGCGCUUAGAGGGACAUGAGAAUGAAGAUAUAAAGAGAAUGGCCAUAAGCAUGAAGUCGAAGUUGGGAAAGUACUGGUUAGAGGACAAAGAGCUAAACCCGAGAAUGAACAAGAUAAUGUAUAUUGCAGCGAUGUUAGAUCCACGACAGAAGAUGAAACAUGUGCAGUUAUGUUUGAAAACAGUGUAUGGGGAUCGUCGGGCAGCGGAGUUGGUGGAAAUGUUAAAAAAGUCAAUGUAUGACUAG